AUGCUACCAAGAUCCUACCAACAGAGGUGGUUACAGAUAGCAACAGACUUGAACACAGCAAUGAUAACCCAAUUCCAGAGAUAUUACUUUGCCGAAACAGACGACAAUCAAGAUACAGCAGACGACACAAGACUUCAUAUAUUCGUCGACGCAAGUAUUCAGUCCUACGGUGCAACAGCCUAUAUUUGCAGAAGAAAUCACUCAUCAUUAGUAAUGGCUAAGAACAGAGUCGCACCAUUGAAACCCCUCACCCUACCAAAACUUGAACAUAUGGCGGCUGUAAUAGGAGCUCGACUUUCCCAACAUCUACGAAAAGCACUAGGAAUAGAAAAGAUAGAUUACUGGUCAGAUAGCCAGAUAGUUUUACACUGGUUGAGUAACCCGGAAAACACCAACCGAUUUAUACGGAGACGGUUUGAAGAAAUAAAAAAUCAGACCGGAACCGGAAGUUGGCGAUAUUGUCCCACACAGAACAAUCCCGCAGAUCUACUUACCCGUGGAAUAUCGGCAAGCCAAUACUAA
Mercenaria mercenaria is the source of this 522-nucleotide messenger RNA. RefSeq lists its product as uncharacterized. The record is from RefSeq and is a predicted model, not a curated record. Bases 1 to 522 code for a protein of 173 amino acids. Gene Ontology annotation, molecular function: nucleic acid binding. Lineage: Eukaryota; Metazoa; Mollusca; Bivalvia; Venerida; Veneridae. The transcript has a single exon.